AUGACGGUCGGACCCCAGAACCAGGCGUUGGUGCUGGACUUCGGCUCCGGAAGAGACUGUGAAAUUGAAAACCAUCGGAAGCUUUCGCCUAACAAAUCAUUUCCGCCCAUAAGAAAUCCCUACACCUUAGAAUGGAACAUCUAUUUCCCGGGCUGUUAUUCUUUUGGAGAUCACCAAAAGGCAUUCCGACCUGGAGCCAAUGUGUCUCUAUGGAGGCUGAAGAGUGGGGACGCCUCACUGAAGCUGCCUGGAGUCCAGCUGGAGGAAGCAGGAGAGUACCGAUGUGAGGUGGUUGUCACCCCUCUGAAGGCACAGGGAAUGGUUCAACUUAAAGUUGUGGCUUCCCCAACCAGCAGAUUGUUUCAGGAUCAAGCGGUGGUGAAAGAGAAUGAAGGCAAAUAUAUGUGUGAGUCAAGUGGGUUCUAUCCAAAGGAUAUUAAUAUAACAUGGGAGAAGAGGACCCAGAAGUCUCCCCAUCACGUAGUGAUUUCUGAGAACAUCAUCACUGGUCCCACCAUCAAGAAUAUGGAUGGUACAUUUAACAUCACUAGCUGCUUGAAGCUGAACUCCUCUCAGGAAGACCCUGGGACUGUCUACCAAUGUGUGAUACAGCAUGAGUCCUUGCAUACUCCUGUGAGCAUCAACUUUAACCUGACUGCUCCUCGGCAGAGUCUUUCUGAAUCUGAGAAGACAGAUGUCUCUUCCACUUAUAGGUGGCUUAUUCCAUUAAUUGCUGUUGGAUUGAUUUUAAUUUUUUUGAUUUUUUUAAUUGUUUGGAUUCGUUGGAAAAAGUUAUCUGGACACUUGGUACAACACAGUGUCUGUUAUCUGGGCCUGGGGAGACCUCAGAGGCCCUGGGGAGCCCAGAGACCUGUGGAGUGUCAGGGUGGCUCUCCUCCUGUGAAUGCAAGCUCCCUGGGAAAGUUCUCCCUAGAAAAAGAUGUGGGGAAGGAGCUCAGAUGGACAGAGCCUCCUGCCCGUGGAGAGAGCGUGGGCCCUGGAGAAGCUGCGUGUUUUGGACAUAAUCUAGGCUGUCACAGAACAGCCAAGCCUGCUGCCAGUUUCCAAUCUGGGAUCUCAGGUUUGGUGGAAAAGCCAGGACCAGUGGCCCUGAUUUUCUCUGCUGAAGUAAGUCUUCUUUGUGGCCAGCAGGUGGCGCUAAGCCCUCAGUUCUGUGGGCUUCACACUCAACAGCAGCUUAAGGUCCCUGGCGGGUGGAGGAAGGUUACUCUGGAUGGGGCUCCAAGGAUGGUGCUGCCAGCAGGUCCUUAUUAG
Molecule: messenger RNA, 1275 nt
Organism: Mandrillus leucophaeus (drill)
Lineage: Eukaryota; Metazoa; Chordata; Mammalia; Primates; Cercopithecidae
Gene: NCR3LG1
Product: natural killer cell cytotoxicity receptor 3 ligand 1
Exons: 7
Coding region: 1-1275 (424 amino acids)
Source: RefSeq, a predicted model, not a curated record